AUGAAGACACAGCCCCACCCUUCCCUGCCACAACACAUUGGCUCGCCAGUCACAAUACUUGAUGCUUCUCGAAGAGAUCCGUUCUCAAGUUUACCAAUGGAAUACGACAGUACCGAUAUCGAAUUGGCUGAUUACUGGAGGAACAAGUUAACGUACUGGUCCGGACAAAAUGUCCAUGUGAAGAACCAAAUCUUUCGCACGGCCAUGGGCCAUCCUCUUUCGUUCAAAGCAGUGGUAUUAUCCUACUGCGCUCGUUGGAAAGCACAAUUAUACGGCAUGACCGACAGCGACGAAAUUCAACGUCACGUUAGACAGGCGGCGAAACUCAUCGAAGAAGCUACAUCUGGCUCUGCGAUAGUCAGUCCUGACGACCUUGUCAUGGCUUUGGGUGGAAUGGCUUUACAGGAAGAACGGUUUGGGAGCAAGGAGCAGGCUCAGCAGUAUGUCGAACGUGCUGUUAAGGUCUUGCGACCGCGGACAGGAAGCAAUCCAGCCGUGGAAACUUUUAUACACUACAUCCGAUACCUCAUGACGCCCGAAGUUCCGACUCCAAACCCUGCCGAUCAAAAAUGGCUAACCACCUUCCUUCGUGCCGCCAAAGAUCUUAUGCACCGACACAACACACCCGAAUAUCUUCGACAGGCCCCACACCGCGUCCACGCCUUCGAAAUGGCAAGCCCCCUUUUCACCCUUCUCUCCAGCGGGCCCCGUCCUUCUCAGGUUCCACAGGCAUCGCGCGUCUACGUAGUCCGCGACGCGCAGACCCAGGAACCCAGUCGAACAGCCUCUCUCAUCUAUAUCACGGCUGCAUUGUGGGACUAUCAAGAGUCGCCCAGCAAAACCGACCGGUUUCUUCGUUACCUUUGGACUUUGGUGAAGCAACACCAUCUCGAUCGCGACCCAGCCUGCGAAACUCUCCUGUGGUUGUUAUUGGAGGAGGGUUGUGACUCUGAUUUACGAGACCCUGAGCGUGGGUGGUCAACUGGUGAGCUGCUUAAAGUGCACAAACAGCUGCGACCGGACCUCCAAUUCCUUUGGAACGAGAUCCUCAUGAACUUCCUCUCAUUCCAAACACCUAUCCGUGGGAUUGAAGCGUUUGAAGAGGAACUUUUGCAUAGUACCUCACAAUGA
Penicillium salamii is the source of this 1131-nucleotide messenger RNA. Lineage: Eukaryota; Fungi; Ascomycota; Eurotiomycetes; Eurotiales; Aspergillaceae. The record is from the annotation of a GenBank genome assembly.